AUGGCAGAACCCUCUCCCAUCCCCACACCCCAAAUCGCCGAACCAGAACCAGAACCCACACCCACACCCGUGCCAACCACACUCCCCAACGGCACCGCAGACGUAGAAAUGGCAGACUCGCAAGCUCUGCCCGGCGAACCAACGCCCCAGCCCGCGCAAAUCUCCACACCAGCACCCGCUGCCGUCCAAACGCCGACGCGCAACUCGCCGCACCCAAGCAUACCACAACAAGCGCCCGCACUGCCGAAUCCACACGGUAGUCCGACGAGAGUAUACUUGAAUCAGCAUGUAACACCGCAUUUGCUCGAGGCUCUGAAACAUCUUGCUACUACAGAGCCGGAGAAACCGUUGAAGUGGUUGAGCGAGUACCUAGCGCAGAAAAGUGCCGAAGUUGAGGGAUGACGGACGACUAAAG
Messenger RNA from Trematosphaeria pertusa, 415 nucleotides. RefSeq lists its product as uncharacterized. Bases 1 to 402 code for a protein of 133 amino acids. The transcript has 3 exons. The record is from RefSeq and is a predicted model, not a curated record. NCBI's taxonomy places the organism in Eukaryota, Fungi, Ascomycota, Dothideomycetes, Pleosporales, Trematosphaeriaceae.